Molecule: messenger RNA, 8360 nt
Organism: Astyanax mexicanus (Mexican tetra)
Lineage: Eukaryota; Metazoa; Chordata; Actinopteri; Characiformes; Acestrorhamphidae
Gene: akt1s1
Product: AKT1 substrate 1 (proline-rich)
Exons: 6
Coding region: 384-1430 (348 amino acids)
Biological process (GO): negative regulation of protein kinase activity; neurotrophin TRK receptor signaling pathway; negative regulation of TOR signaling
Cellular component (GO): cytoplasm
Source: RefSeq, a predicted model, not a curated record
CACCCCGCUGGAGUCUAGGGGAGAGCGAGAGAAAGAAAGGCGAACGGCAUAAACAGCGCAAAAACAGCAGGUUUUACACCGUAAAGACGCUUGUGACAGAAGCGGGAGGAUACUGAGUGUGCAACAUCAGCGAGUGCCAUCCUCCCGUCUCUCCCCUAGUUCUCUCCUGCAUGCAGACACGGCCGUCCACUUGUGCCUCAUCCAAAGUCUCAUCAGCAUUUACACCGAAGUAAGCUGCAUUCAUUUACCAAAGAAAAAGAGUAAGUAACUGCAAAGAUAACCUACAUAGUGCCACCUCUUGAGCAUAAGAAGCAUCUUGUUUGAUGUGAUACCAGCAUCUCCACAUUUCAGAAGAAAAAAAAAAAUAAGAUCCAUAUUUCACCAUGGCCUCCAUCACCAAAUCAUCUGACCUCGAGAUUCCAGACAACCACAAAGAAAGUUGGCUGGCGCUCCUUGCCGCGGCCGAAGCCUACUGCCAGAAAUCCGGCUGUGACCUGGCCAUACUGACCGCCUGUAAAAAGUUCCUUCCCUCGGGUGUGGAGGGGGACGGAGUGAAGAAGCAUGAAGGGGGUGGAGUCGUGCCCCAUGGAGGCCGUAAGUGGGAUUACUCAUAUCAUGUGUGGGGUCAGGGUGCACUGGCUGAAUCCUCACGGCGGUACAUGGACGACAUCGCUGUCCUUCACUCCACCACGGUGCUCACGGCCCACAGACACACCCGCCUCAGCUCUGGAGAUGGAGGAUCCAAGCUAGGUGUGGACAUGCCCUCUGAUAGGCCGACCAUGAUUGGGGACUCAGGUUCCGUAAGCCCCAGUGCAAGGCUUUAUUCUCAGAAUUACCCAUCGAUCUACAGCCAAGCCUCAGGGAUCGGCCAGCCUGUGGUUCAGCUUGGCAACGGAGAGGGAGAACGAGUGGCUCUGGAGGAGGCGGAGAGAGCAAGGGAGAGGGCAGGCAUCGUGGAUCUGGAGGAAGAUGAGGAGGAAGGGGAGGAAGAUGAAAUGGACGGACGGAGACAUAAUCUGAAUGAAUCGACAGGUGUGUUCUCCAUGGAUGAGGAUUCUCUCUCCCGUGACUGUGAACCUUUCUUUGAGUCUGAUGGAGAAGAGGAGAGCACUGAUGGUUCUCUGAGUGAAGAAGCCCCGCCCCCUCCACGGGGAUUGGCGAUGGGUCACGCUGCGUUCUCAUCUCGCCCACCUCACCCCAUGGCCCUGGCUCGCUCGCUGCCUGUCUCUGUGCCUGUUUGGGGCUACAGGAGCAGCCGCACCCCGCAGGGAGAACCGCACAGCGGAGAACGGGUUGGCGUUGCGGAUUUGGAUCACAUAGCUGCUAGUAUGAAGGCCCUGCUCGCUCCUGCUGCCACAGACGGCACAGAAAUGUUCGGAGCUCUGCCACGACCUCGGCUCAACACGGGCGACUUCUCUCUCAAACACUGAGAGACCAGCAUAUGUAGGGGUGUGUGUGUUUGUCUGUGUGAGAGAGAGAACGAGAGUGAGAGAACGAGAGUGAGAUUUAGAGUGAGUGAAGGAAAGAGAGAGAGAGAGAAAGUAAGUAAGAAUGUUCACCUGCAAAAGUAAGCUCAGGAGUGAAGAAGGGUUUUGAAUGACACUGAUACAGAUGUAAAUAAGGUGCCGAACCCAAACCUCCAUUUCUUUUUAUUAUAAUUUUUUUUGAUCUCUUUUUGCCUCUCAGAGGAUUUGACGUUAAAAGUGGCAGAUUCUUUACUUAACUUUUCUCUUGUUUGUUUAACUAAUCAGAAGGAAAGCUGAAGUUAAGCUUGUUGUUUUGCUUUAUGGUCCUCGCACCAGCAGUCUGCAAAAGCAGGAUUUUUUUUCUUUUAGCCAGAUAACUUGUGCCAGAAGUGAGGAUUCUGCAGUCGCAUUUAACCUGACCUUGACCUUUUAGCACCAGUUAUCUAGCUAAAUGAAGUAUAUCCUGCUUUGUACACCUGCCUUAUCUUUACUUUGAAACCCUGACAGUGUUUGCGUUCCUCUGGUUCCUGAAAGAAGCACUGGUGCUGAUACAGGAUCAGCCUUUGCUUUGUAAAACCUAUUGAAUGUAAUUGUGUGGACUCAGAGGAGCUGAUCCUGCAUCAGUAGCUUCUGUUAAAUUUGAGGAAGAUCGUCUGUUGUCUGCAGGCUCUUCCUUCUGUCAUCUGUAUAUUUCUUAUAUAUUUUUUACCUCUACAAAAUUACAGCUGCUUAGGAAGUGCAAGCAUUCCAAAACAAUUUCUCUUAACAUGCAACAUAGAGACAUGGCAAACAUAUGAUAUAAUAUCAUAAUACUUGAAGAUACUCUUAGAAUACACUAUACAUUUCAUAAUGUUUUUGAUUUAAUAAGCUAGAAAAGACAAAAAGCCUCAGUUUUGGAACAUUUAGGCCCAGUUACGUUUUUUCUUUUGUACCCAUACCUCUUGCUUUUGAGUGUACCCUUUCCCCUUGAAACAGAGUGAAAGAAGGGGAAGGAGUGAAGUUCUUCCCCCAAAAAAUUGGAACAACCAUUCAAGCACCUGACACAGAUAUAGCUAUAGCAGUUGACCACUAAAGUUCAGCAACCUAGCUGCUUCUUUACUAGUUAACUUAAGAGCAUUGUAUGUCUUAAAAAGAGGGCAGGCUGUGCAGCAAUUAUUUGUUAUUGUCCAUUCCUUAGUUCCUCUGUGAUUAAGAGCUGAAAUGAGCUUUUGAUUAGCUUUUAUUUUUUCUGUUCUACCUUAAAUGCUGCACUAUUUGAGGCAGAAGUGAUUUUUUUUAUGCUUGUUAUGAAGACAAUGGCCAUAAACCAUUGAAACUACAUAUUAAACUGUGGUGAUAUUGGUUACUGUAAUUUUAGCAAGGAAAAUACUUAAAUUUGUGUGUUUCUUUGAUCGCUUGUGCCACCAUCUUGCCAGUGAUUCUCAUAGGCCUCUGUUUUGAGUGUGCCUCUGAAAAAACUCAGUUUGGGUCAUGGGACAUAUAGUCCUAAAACAUCCCCUAACCUAGCCCUCCAGCCUAACAAUAAUCGGAACACAGGGGGUAGGACUAAGUGGUAGGGCCAAGAGGUAAAAUGGGAUUGGGCCUAAGUGUAUACCCAUCAGCCAUAACAUUAAAACCACUGGCGGCUAAAGUGAAUAACAUUUGGCGAACUGAUUCCAAUGGCCCCAGACAAGCGUUGGAUAUGUUAGGCAGCAAGUGAACAGUCAGCCCUGUGAUUGCGUCACUAGGUGACCUACACAGGAUUAGGCAAGCGGCAAGUGGGUUUAAUGAUAUGCUUGUGUGUCAUAUCCUCCAAAAUUGUGGCUACACCUAAAACACACUACCGUAUUAAAUACAUAUUAUAUACUGAACACUAAUAAUAUAAUCUCAAUUACAAAUUAUAGAACACAUAAUAAAAACAACUGAAUGUUAUUUUUUAAUGUAUUAAAUUCAAUUCAGAACAUUUUGAAACAUAAUCUGUUUUCAGUGUCCUGAUCUAACACACUACCCUUUUUUUUUUUUUUUACACAAUUUGAGUCACAGCAAUAUUGACAUAAUACUUUAGUAGUAAAUGAGUCAAAUACAAUAGUCUUCAAAUCUAGACCUUGAAUUCAGUUUCUAAUCCUGGACUUUUUGAUACUAGGUAGGUGUGACACUGUACUUUUAACUUCCAGUGAUUGCGAAAUCCAAGACUGUAACCUUGAUUCAGGAUCCAGGUUUAAUUAUCUAGAAUCUAUCAAAUUCUGUUUACUAAGUCCAACUAUUAUCAGGUCUAAUUAUGCUCUCUCUUAGUGCAAACUGCAGUUUUUGUCCUAUAAGGACUGCAUUUACAUCCAAAAAAAAGCAUAUUAAUAUAGAAUUAGUCACAAUAACAGCAAAAUAUUUUCUUGUGGCUGAGUUUUCCUAUUAAAAAGACAACAAAAAAGCAAUGCAGAAAUUAGAGAGUGUAAUAAUGGGCAGCUGCAUAAAGUUCUUAAGUACAUUAUUCUGAAGCCUUUUCCGUUAUUUCAGUACUGCCAGUGUGUACUGGUGGUCAUUUUUACCUGAGUGCCAACAACUUGUUUUCCGUUCUGUUUACUGCAGCAUGUUCAUACCAACAGUCAUGGUUAAGUUGCUACCGGCUGAACUGAUAAUGAAGUGCUUGACGUGCCUGCUUGUAGACUCUUCUGUUUACACACUGAUUUCAUCACUGUCGCACAAAACCCUGUCAUUUUCACUUUUUUGACAUAUUGUGAAUCUGGCAGUUGUUCUUUUAUAUUGUGUAAGAAUGUCAUGCUAUAUGGACCAAUAGAAAUGUUCCAAAAUGACUUGGAUAAGAAUAUUGUUUUUAUUGAAUUCCACUAAAAGUAAAAAGAAGUUACUGUUUUACGAAAUAUGUGGCAUUUCCUGGGACACAAUGGUAUACAGUAUGGGAGUAAAAUACAGUGUGUAAUGCUUAAACACAGAAAUCUUUAAUUCCUUAUUUUUGGUACGAAUUAUGUUCAUAUAUAUAAAACUUCUAUAAAAUCAUGCAUUUUAUGAUCACAACUUUACAGGCGAGGGGAAAAAAAACACCUACUUUCAGUGAAUGUCAAUGUUGAAAGAUUUUAUUCCAAGUCAUUUCAGAACAUUGAUCCUUUGGUUAUGAAAUUCUGAAAUCAUAUAAAGAACUGCCAUAUUUACAUUACCAUAUUUUUUGGACGUCGCACCGGAUUUUAGGCACAUUUUAAAGGACACUGUAAAGACCUUCUGAUUCAGCAGGUCUCGCCACUGUGUUGUGGGGGAGCUCGCUAAGUUUAAUAAAGCUAAGCUAAGUAAACAAAACUGUAAUAAAAGAGGACUUUCUUUUAAAGUAAAACAAGCACUGGAUGUUAAUCUUUGCCCUCCUGAAAACUGUUUUUAUUUGGGUGAGUAAAGUGCCUCCGUUUAUUUACAGUAAGCUUAGAUUCACAAAUUUCAUGGAGCAUUAGCGGCUAACGGCUCCCGACAGCGCUACACUGAAGAAAACUGAGUGUGCUGGAAAGCCAGGGCGAUAUUAGCUAGUGGUUCUUCCCUGCAUAGCUUGUUUUAACUCUGUAAAUGAGCAGGCUACAGUCUGAUAUACUCACCUCUGAACAACGAAAGACUUAGCGUUUAGUGCAGUUAGCGGGUAACGCUAAUACUGCUAUAGUCUCGGUGCUGGAGAACUAAAGCUAAUGCUGCUCCAGCUGUGCUAGCCGAUGUUAGCAGCAGGCUACAGGCCGAUAAUACUCGUCUCUGAACGUCUAAAGAGCUAGUGCUUAGCGGGUAAUGCUAAUACUGUUUUCAGACUCCUGUAUAACGCUGUGCUUCAGCAGAGUAUCUUUCCUGCUCCUUACAACCUGACUGGUAGAAUUCAUACAUAAGGUGCACCUCAUUAAAAGGCGCACUGACAAAUUUUGGGAAAUUUAUUUUAAGAUUUUAAGUGUGCCUUAAAGUGCGAAAAAUACGAUAUGUCAAAAUUAAAUAUUUUUUUUUCUUCAUAUACACAAAAGUAAGGAAAUUCGUCUAUUUGGGUAGAUUUUUUUUCUUUGUUGUGUCAAUGCUUCUUGGCAGUGAAUCUUAUAGCAUUGGAAAGCCUGUUAAUUUCACCUUUAAAUGGUGCCACGUUUGUAGAAUGAGCAAUGUAGCUAAGUGUGUUAGUUGGGCCCAUGGAAAAAUUGCCAAGUCUUCUCUGCCAAUGCAAAUGAGCUUAUUUUGCCAUUGACUAGUUUAGUGUCUUCUUUGGGGUGUGGUCUUUUUGGGAUGCCCACUUUGCUGACUGUCUCUGACAUCCAUCCUUAUAUGGAACUUAGCUUAGAUACUGGUUCAAGGGCUCAUUCCAAAUAAUGCUGCAACUUGGUUUUGCAGAACUCCAGCUUGAAGUUACCCUAUCCAGAUAAAUCAAACUUGGCAUGAUGCUGAGUUUUUGAGCAGACACCUACUGACCACUGUAGCGAAGCCCAUGAAUACCAACAGCAAAAUACGUUUUUUGGCAUUAGCAGAACUUUUUGGGCAAAUUUUUAAUGGGCGAAACCCACAUACUCAGCUCUACUGCUCAUCCCACAAAUACAUGUUUCUUACAAAUGUAGCACCAUUUAAAAGAGUAAUAAACAUGCUUUCCAGCCAUAUAAAAUGUACUGCUGGGAAGCAUUGUUACAAUAAACACAAAUUUCCUUACAUUUUGUCCUAUAUUUGAUUAUAUUAAAAUCAGCUUCAAAAUUAUGUGUAGCAUUGUUUCAUCAGUCAGGAUUUUUCAGUUAACCCAAGUCAUAACAUUUAACAUUAAAUAUUCAAAGAGUGAAGAGUUGUGUAUAUGGCAAAUGCUUUUCGUUGACACUAUACAAGUGUGUGGAUCAUUUGCACAUAAUAAAUUGAUACACACUGAACACAUCAAUAUAAUUGUUGCCAAAAUUACACUAAUUGUGUUGAUGUGUUUAAUUCAUGUGCACAUUUCAGUUGUGUAACGUUAGUAUGUUAUUUAUUUUUUUUGUUAGUAUUUUUCUCAGUGCAGCUUCACCUUUCAGGCUUCUGCUGGUGUGAGGGCCAUAAAUACUGUGAUAAAGCAACACUAACCCAGCCAGCGUGCACCACCUCGUCACUGAGCACCAGCCUGCUGCUGUAGCUGGUUGUGUGUAUGUAUGUGUAUGUGUGUGUGUGUGUGUGUGUGUGUGUGUGCCUGCUGAGUGUGUGUGAGAAGUUAUGUGCAAACCUAGAUAGACUGACACAGACACACGAUGUGCCUGAAUGAGUAAGAGCAUUUCAUGAGCGAUAGUAAACACUAUAUUCUUGAAACUGUACACUACAUUUCUGACACAGGGCUGGACGCUGACCAUAUAACUGAUUAAAGGAUUUCAGCACUGUUCAGCUUGACCUUUGUUUGCGUUGUCUCUAUAGUACGGUCAGUUACCACAGACAGUCAUUUACGUUCAUGUCUCUGUGUUAAAUAAUAAAGAAAGGCAUUGACAUGCUAACUUGCGAAAUGGAGCAUUCUAGCUAACUUUCAUGACAGCUACAGACCUCAUCUAACAUUGCAACUGCAGCGUUAGCACGCUGGCUACUGGCCUCAUCCCAGAUCUUUACCAGUACCGUUAGCACGCUGGCUACCGGCCUCAUGCCACACCACUAUUGCAGCAUUAGCGUGCAGGCUACCAGCAUGCUGCAACACUAAAGGCCCAUAUAACCAACUUCAUUAAGCCCUCCCACCUAACAAUUCUGUGCCCCCCAGUGCCGUACAGUUAUCUAGCCAAGCUGUAAAAGUUCCAUGCCAAAUUGUGUACGUGUGAUAUAGCCACCAGAACGGUUACAACCCAAGUGGCCUUUCACUCAAAAAUUCACUUAGAAUAGUACCCGAUGGGCAGUUGAUAAAAUUCUGUGAAUGAUACUCUCAAACUUUGGUGUUUUACCAAAGUUGCCAACAUAAUAUACCAUUCUGGAAAAAUUAAGAGAUACUUCAGUUUCUGAAUCAGUUUCUCUGAUUUUUCUAUUUAAAGGUAUAUGUUAUGAUUAUGAUUAUAUUCUAGAGGUUUUUAAUUGGGUAAAAAUCCUCAAAAAAUUGCAUGACUGACAGCUGUCCGUCACAGGUAAACGAACGUUUGGUUACAUCACUGUGGCAGCGGUCGCAUUCUAAGAUGAAGAAAGUGGCCAGUUUCAGGCUAUACCUUUUCUAGCUUUUUCAGCCUCAUAUUGCUAGAUCGAGUUGCUCAGACUAGAAGAGUGGGCGGAGCUAUGUUAGCCUGUGUGAUUGGUCAGUUUUGCUGACGUCAGCCUGACCCACUUUUACAUCUGCCCAUUCUACAUCCAGAGGAAAGUGAUAUUGGUGAAGUACAGAAGAGAUGUAUAAUAUUUUGGGAAGAUAUUAAUAAGAAAUACUUUGUAUAUUUACAUGAGUAAAUCAGGUAAUCUCUUACAAAUAUAAUUCUUUAUGGAAGCAAAAGUGUUUUUUCUAUGGCAUCACUCAAAGAACCCUGUGCAUCGUUUUUUUUUUGUUUUUUUUAGAAAAAAAGAAAUGAAAUAAAUGAUUGUGAAUGGUAAUUGAUGGUAUGGUGGAUGUGGUACAGAUAGAGAUUAGGUUGAAGAUCACUAGUAUUCCCCUAAGCAAACCACUUAUUUGUGCGCGCACACACACACACUCACACACACACUCACUGAUAAGUAAUCAUACUCUUAAUACUGACACUAAAACCUAAAAUUGUGAGUCAGUGCUUUCUAAUGUGGGCUGCUCGUUUUUGUGGGCUGCUCGUUUUCAGGAGAUUAUGCUUUGAGAAUGUUGGGCCGUUGCCUCUGCAGACUAACAGUGUAGUGUUUUCAUCGAUGUACAGGUGAGAGGCGCUCGAGCAGCAGGCGCAGAAUCUCAUGAUGGUAUCUUAAUGUCAGUCAUUUCAGAUCUGUUAAGUGUUCAGGCAAAUCUGUUUUGAAUAAAUCAGUUGUUUGUGUUGA